Messenger RNA from Rotaria sp. Silwood1, 729 nucleotides. Lineage: Eukaryota; Metazoa; Rotifera; Eurotatoria; Philodinida; Philodinidae. The record is from the annotation of a GenBank genome assembly.
AUGAUGUAUAAUGAUCUGAUGUUAUUCUAUUCUUUUUAUUUUUUUGCUAUAUUAUUAUUAUUAACUUAUGGUCAACAAACAAUAAUCUAUGUUAAACGUGGUGAUACAGUUGAAUUAUGUGACAAUCGUACAACAUUUAUUUAUGCUUAUGAAUAUCGUAGUUUUGAUGGUAAAAAAAAUUUAAUUAUUGAACCAACAAGACAUGAACGUUAUUCAAAUCCAUAUGGUACAAGUUUAUUACGAAUAAAUAAUGUUAUUGAAAAUGAUAGUGGUCAAUAUAAAUGUCCACAAGAUGAUAUUGAAUGGCAAAAACUUCAAGUAUAUGUACCCGUUCAACACGUAUACUUGACCAAUAUGCAUACAUCAACUCAUAUGCAUAAUAAUGAAUUUUGUGGAAAUGAAAAUAAUAAUUGUUUAGCUAUGAUUGAGGGUGAACCAUUGGAUAUUAUUUGUGCUGCCGAUGGUUCUCCUCGUCCUGCACUUGAUAUAUCAUUAGAUAAAAAUGGUACAAUACCAACAAUCAUGGCAUUAGCAAAUGGUAUCCAACCACCACCGAUUGUCAAUGAUCAAUUUAAAUCAAGUGUUUAUGAAGCCUAUCGUAUUAUUGGUUUAAUACCAUCAGACAAUGGACGUAAUAUAACAUGUCAAGUUGAUAUGAAACAUAUUGAUAAAAAACUUAUUUUAUCAACAACAAAACAACUUUAUAUGGAAUGUAUGUAUAAAGUUUGA